Molecule: messenger RNA, 1222 nt
Organism: Carassius gibelio (silver crucian carp)
Lineage: Eukaryota; Metazoa; Chordata; Actinopteri; Cypriniformes; Cyprinidae
Gene: hsd17b1
Product: hydroxysteroid (17-beta) dehydrogenase 1
Exons: 6
Coding region: 134-1015 (293 amino acids)
Biological process (GO): estrogen biosynthetic process
Cellular component (GO): cytoplasm
Molecular function (GO): estradiol 17-beta-dehydrogenase [NAD(P)+] activity
Source: RefSeq, a predicted model, not a curated record
GUGAUAGCAGAGAAAACUAAAACACUUGAAUCAGAGACACAGCAGUUAGACGGACCACAUAACUUCAACCUCAGAGCACCACUGCAGCACUCGUCUCGUUUGUGUUGUGGACCGUUUGUGUUUUAUUGCACAAAUGGAGCAGAAAGUUGUUCUCAUUACUGGAUGUUCAUCAGGGAUUGGACUCAGCCUGGCUGUGCAUCUCGCAUCAAAUCUAUCAAAAGCCUACAAAGUCUACGCUACCAUGCGGAACCUGGACAAAAAGCAGCGGCUGAUGGAGAGUGUGAGAGGACUGCAUAAAGACACUAUGGCCAUACUACAGAUGGAUGUGACCGACCAGCAGUCUAUACUUGACGCUAAAAGAAACAUUACAGAGGGCAGAAUUGACAUACUAGUUUGUAAUGCAGGUGUAGGUCUGAUGGGUCCUCUAGAAGCCCAAUCACUGGACGCUAUACAUGCAGUCCUGGACGUCAAUCUGAUGGGCACUCUCCGCACCAUACAGACCUUCCUUCCAGACAUGAAGAGAAAGAGACAUGGACGUAUCCUUGUGACCGGCAGCAUGGGAGGACUCCAGGGACUACCAUUCAAUGAGGUCUACUGUGCUAGCAAAUUUGCAGUAGAGGGUGCUUGUGAGAGCCUGGCUAUACUGCUCCAGCACUUCAAUAUCCAUGUGAGCCUGAUUGAAUGCGGACCAGUCAACACAGACUUCCUGAUGAACCUGAAGAGGACUGAGCCCAGCGAGGAAGCGCUGGAGGUUGACCCGCACACACGCAGCCUGUAUGAUCAGUUCCUGCAGCACUGUCAGACUGUGUUCCAGAACGCAGCUCAGGACACCGACGACAUCAUACAGGUGUAUAUGGAGGCAAUCGAGGCCCAGACUCCAUUUCUCAGAUAUUACACUAACAGAGCCCUGCUUCCCAUGAGCAGCCUCAAACUCACCUCCAUGGAUGGCUCUCAGUACAUCCGAGCAAUGAGCAAACUCAUCUUUUCUGCACCCGAUACAGAUCCACAGAUAUGAUGCUUUUACGUAAGAUUCUUUUCAUAAGCCCUGUGGUAUGAAACACGCUAUAUUUACAAUUUCUAAAUGCUGACAUAUUAAGCUUUCAGCUGAAACUAGUACUGCAGUGUUUCUAAUGGCACUUUAUGCUAGUAUCACUAACAUACUCCUAUUAACUCUGAUAUGUACAACACAGAACCGGUGAAAAUAAAGUCUUUGUGUAUUUCG